Molecule: messenger RNA, 1173 nt
Organism: Talaromyces atroroseus
Lineage: Eukaryota; Fungi; Ascomycota; Eurotiomycetes; Eurotiales; Trichocomaceae
Exons: 1
Coding region: 1-1173 (390 amino acids)
Molecular function (GO): hydrolase activity
Source: RefSeq, a predicted model, not a curated record
AUGGCACGCGAAUUUACAGACGACAACGCGAUCCCCAGAGGCUGGCGGACGCGACAGCCAGGCUUUAGUAUCUGGAUCAUCUUUGUUCUCUUUCGGAGCGUCCUAGAGGCACUUUUCUACAGUGUCUACUACAUCCCGAGCUCCUUGCGCCAGAGUCCGGCAUGGACCUAUCGUCAGGCGUGCAUGACGCGGUUUUUAGAGAGAGUUUUUCACAUCAUCACCGAGCUCGGUUUUACGCAAUCGUUGAGCUUGGAGCCCGGCGAUCUUGGCGAUCGAUGGGUGGCCAUCGACCCAGCACCAGCCGGCGAGUGUUACGGUGAUUUUACGAGUGAUACCAUCAAGCCAGAGAAGAUUGGCGGCACAUGGUAUCCGAAGCUGCCAUCGAAGCAAUGGCUACUGGAAGAGCAAAACCUGGUGGUUUUGUCCUUUCAUUCUGGAUCCCUCCUGUGGCUGAGUGGACGGCCAGAGGACUCCGGGCCCACGGCAGAGCUGCUGAACAACAAGCUGGGCAGCAAUACUCACUCACUUUGGCUGCAAUACCGUCUUGCUGGCGGCAAUAACCCAACACCGUAUCCCGGAGCCAUGCAGGAUGCAGUGACAGCAUACGUUUAUCUCAUCGAGGAAAUGGGAGUUUCCCCAUCGCGCAUCGUCCUCGCAGGCGACUCCACGGGCUCGACUAUCGCAAUGGCGCUUCUGCGCUAUCUUGUCUCCAUCAAGGAGAUACCGGGCCAUAAGCUUGCCAAAUUCCCACCUCCAAAGGCAUGUCUUCUGUUUUCGCCCUCGGUCGAGUAUAGCUUCGAAGGUGACCCUGAGGCCGUCAGCGCAAAUAGAAAUAUCAAGACCGACUACGUUGAGUCGCGCAUGAUGGCAUGGGGGGCUAGAGCUCUUGCGCCCCCUAAGACCGUACGACUGGAUAGCCCAUAUAUCUCUCCGGCACUGCAUCCAUUUGCAACUCCAGUUCCGAUUUUCGUUCAGGUAGGAGGUGCCGAGGUUCUUUGUGAUAGUGUCCGGGGGUUUGCCAACGUGAUGAGCGCUGUCCCGGGUAAUCGGGUCGAAUAUUUCGAAGUCCCAGGUGUACCGCAUGAUGUUUAUGUUGUGGGGUCUCUACUGGGAUGGUCGAAGGAGCAAGAAGAGAUCCAUGAGGCUGCAGCGAGGUUUGUUUUAGGCGUUUAG